AAAGCCCCGGGGAGUCUCUUCCCCAUCCCAGCGCUCUGGGUUGGGCUCCGUACUGAGGGAUUCGUGAAGUAAGUCCAUGGCAGCCUCGAUCGUGGUGUAACCAACACUGGUAGCCGUAGCCAUAGAGAGGCCACUGGGACACCCGGAAGCCGGGAAAUGGACUCAGUGGCCUUUGAAGAUGUGGCUGUGAACUUCACUUGGGAAGAGUGGGCUUUGCUAGGUCCCUCACAGAAGAAUCUCUACAUAGAUGUGAUGCAGGAAACCAUCAGGAACCUGGACUCUAUAGGAAUAAAAUGGAAAGACCAGAAUAUUGAAGAUCAGUACAAAAAUCCCAGGAGAAGUCAAAGAAAUCAUAUGGUAGAGAGACUGUCUGAAGGUAAAGAAGGGAGUAAAGAUAGAGACAUCUUCAGCCAGAUUCCAGAUGGUGUUGUGAACAAGAAAACUAUCCCUGGAGUAAAAGCAGGUGAAAGCCAUGUGUGUGGAGGAGGCAGCAGUGAUCAUUCAUCUGUUAAUUGCUACGUCAGAGCUGAUACUGGACACAAACCAUAUGAAUUUCAAGAACAUGGAGAGAAACCAUGUAUUGAUAAACAAUGUGGGAAAGCCUUCAGUUAUGGCCCUUCCUUUCAAACACAUGAAAGGCCUCACACUGGAGAGAAACCCUUUGAUUGUGAGGAAUGUGGAAAAACCUUCAGUGUCCAUAGAAACCUUCAAAGACACAUGGACACAGUGACCUUUGAGGAUGUGGCUGUGAACUUCACUCUGGAGGAGUGGGCUUUGCUGGGUCAGUCACAGAAGAAUCUCUACAGAUGUGUGAUGCAUGAAACCAUCAGGCACCUGGACUGUAUAGGAAUAAAAUGGGAAGGCCAGAAUAUUGAAGAUUGGUACAAAAAUCCCAUGAGAAAUCUAAGAAGUCAUGUGGUAGAGAGAUUUUGUGAAAGCAAAGUAAGUGGUCAAGGUGGAGAAACCUUCAGCCAGAGUUCAGAUGGUAUUGUGAACGAGAAAAUUCUUGGAAUGAAACUAUAUGAAAGCAGUGUGUGUGGGGAAGUCUUCAUUGGUCAUUCCUCCUUUCAUAAGCACAUUAGAGCUGAUGGCAGACACAAACCAUGUACCUAUCAGGGAUAUGGAGAGAAACCCCAUACACAUAAGCAGUAUGGGAAAGCCUUCAGUUAUCACCACUCUUUUCAAACACAUGAAAAGCCUCCCACUGGAGAGAAACCCUAUCACUGCAAGGAAUGUAGCAAAUCCUUCAUUUCUCUUGGAAACCUUCGAAAACACAUGGUAGCACACAAUGGAGAUAUAUCUUCUAAAUGUAAGGUGUGUGGGAAAGCUUUUAAUUCAGCCAAUUUAUUUUGUAUACAUGGAAAAACUCAUACUGGAGAGAAGCCCUAUGAAUGUAGCCAGUGGUCUAAAGCCUUCCCUGAUUACAGUUCCUAUCUAAGACAUGAAAGAACUCACACUGAAGAGAGACCCUAUAGAUGUAAACAAUGUGGGAAAGCCUUUGCUUGUUCCUCUUAUAUUGGAAUACAUGAACGGACUCACACUGGAGAAAAACAGUAUGAAUGUGAGCAAUGUGGGAAAGCAUUUUAUUGUCUCAGAAACUUUCAAAGACACAUGAUAACUCAUACUGGAGAUGGACCUCAUAAAUGUAAGAUAUGUGCAAAAGUCUUUGAUUCUCCCAGUUCAUUUAGAAGACAUGAAAGAACUCACACUGGAGAGAAACCCUAUGAAUGUAAGCAAUGUGGGAAAGCAUUAUCAGAUCGCACAAGCUUUCAAAGACACAUGAUAACACACACUGGAGAUGGACCUCAUAAAUGUAAGAUAUGUGGAAAGGUCUUUGGUUCUCCCAGUUCAUUUCAAAGACAUGAAAGAACUCACACUGGAGAGAAACCCUAUAAAUGUAAAUGUGGGAAAGCCUAUCGUUAUAUCUAUUCCUUUCAAAAUCAUGAAAGAACUCACAUGGGAGAACUGUAUAAAUGUAAAGAAUGUGGAAAAGCAUUCUGUUGGUCCACUUCCCUUCUAAGACAUGAAAGGAGUCACACUGGAGAGAAACUCUUUGUGGAGAGAAUCAUAUAGUAAAGCCAGUAAAGCCUUAGUCACUCCAGUUGCCUUUGAGUUCAAGAAAUAAUUCACAUUGAAAAGAAACCAUAUCAAAGGAAUGUGGGAAAGCAUUCAUUUCUCCCAGUUCCUUUCAUUAUCAUAGGACUCACUGGGGAGAUACCUUAUAAAUGUUCGAAAUAUGGGAAGGCAUUUGUUAGUGUUAUUUCACUGAAAGAACUCACACUGAGGGAAACCCUAUGAAUAUGAACAUGUGAUAUUCUGUGGUAAGUGGGUUUAUGCAGUCCUUCCCCCAAAGUCUUAGAAUGCUCAGGGGCUGAAGAAAGAGGCCACCAGAUCCAGUUUCUCAGAAAGAAACAUCUAACAGGACUUACAAGCCUUGUCUUGGUGCUGAGGUGAGAUGGUGGAUCCCCAUGUCAUUACUCCCCAGAUCCGGGGCUUAUAUUGCCUUGGGGAAGGAAUGUGUAGAACCAUUGUAAUCUAUCCCUCUGGGAAAGGCAGGAAUUCACAAAGCGUGCUUCUGCCUAUGGGCAGGAUUUAUGGUUAAGAUACUUCUGAUCUAAGAGCAGGCUUUAUGUUAACAGUAGAUAAAGUGAAAUCUUAGUUGCCUUCCCAAAAUAGGGGUUAAUCAUAAGUCAACAUAGAUUAACAUCAAAAUAGUUUUCCUUUUUUAUCACAGCUCACAGCAACCUCAAACUUUUUUUUUUUUUUUAAUUGUUGGGGGUACAUUGAGGGUACAAAGAACCAGGUUACAAUGAUUGCAUUUGUUGGGUAAAGUCCCUCUUCAAAAUAGUUUCUUUAGCCUCCACACUUUUACUGUCCUCCCCCUCUGUAAUCCAGCUCCUAUGAUGUCAUUCAUCCUCUUCUUCCAAGAUGGUCUCUGAGACUUGAGGGAGAUGAUGUUUGACAGUGUAUAACUUUAGCAGGAGUGCAUUGGCAUUGAGAGACAGAGUGGGCCCAGUGAGAUUCCAAAUGCAGGAGAUUUGUAGGUUUUGUUGAAUCAUCUCUCAUCUUCAGAAUACCAUGAUUUUGGUUUUCUCAGAAGUAAAACAACAAGAGAUUAUAAUCAAAAGACAAUUUAUAUGCCAGAACAACAAAUACAAAAAUGAACCUAUUCCGUUGGGGAACCCACUAAAAACAUUAUGAAGAAAAUACUUUCCAGCCAGGUGUGGUGGCUCUCUCCUGUAAUUAGCACUCUGGGAGGUCAUGGCAGGAGGAUCAUUUGACUCAGGGGUUGGAGACCAGCCUAAGUACGAGUAAGACCAGACGUGUCUCUACUAAAAAUUGAAAAAUUAGCAGGUGUUGUGGUGGGCAGUGUCGUGUGAAGUUUCUUGUACAUGGUCAGUGUUACAAAGUAUAGGGCUUGCUUUUGAAAUUGUAUGAAAUAAAGUGGUCUACAACCUC
This is a messenger RNA of Nycticebus coucang (slow loris), 3459 nucleotides long. RefSeq names its product zinc finger protein 823-like. Gene Ontology annotation, biological process: regulation of transcription by RNA polymerase II. The transcript is spliced from 7 exons. Gene Ontology annotation, cellular component: nucleus. Lineage: Eukaryota; Metazoa; Chordata; Mammalia; Primates; Lorisidae. Gene Ontology annotation, molecular function: RNA polymerase II transcription regulatory region sequence-specific DNA binding; DNA-binding transcription factor activity, RNA polymerase II-specific. The record is from RefSeq and is a predicted model, not a curated record. Bases 157 to 2073 code for a protein of 638 amino acids.